AGGCCGGGAGCCAAUGGCCAGGGCUGUCUUUGAUCCCUGCCAGCAGUUUUGAAACUGCCUGGUGGCUGCUAGGGAAUCCGCUGAACUCCCGGUGUUUGCAGCUUCCCCGGCCCGCGCGGCGAGUAAGGAGCCGGGGCUCGGUGGAGCGCAGACGGGUAUUUGUGCAGAAUGGCAUCAGAUGAUGAAAAAUUUUCACUUCAUGUUGUACAGAAUGAUUCCAGUAAAGGCAGCUCUGUCUCUUCAGACCUUCAGGAAGAGUAUGAAGAACUGCUUCGCUAUGCUAUCGUGACUCCAAAUAUCGAAUCCAGCGCUCCACAGCCAUCUCUUCCUAAGGGAGAAGUGGUACCAGAUAGAUUUCCUGCAUCAUUUGGGACUAACCCUAUAAAAGACACUGCAAUGGAAGUUGGGAAAGGAAGCAAUUUAACUAUUUCAAGUCAGUCAAAGUCAGGGUCAUCACCUGUGUUGUCGCCAAGGAAGCCUUCUCACCCAGUCAUGGAUUUUUUCAGUUCCCAUCUUUUAGAUGACUCUUCCUUACCAACCUCUACUUCUACUCAUGCAGAUGCCCAUGAAAUAAUUAUGGGUGAUUGUCUUAUUUCUGAUGAAAACCUUCAGAAGAUGGAAAAUAUGCUUGAUCUCUGGAGUUCAGGUCUUAAGACAAACAUUAUAUCUGAACUAAGCAAAUGGAGAAUUAAUUUUAUUGACUGGCACCGAAUGGAAAUGAAAAAAGAGAAAGAAAAACAUGCAGCAAUUGUAAAACAACUGUCAAACCAGAUCAAUGACUUGAAGGAGCUGCACAAAACCUUUGAAAUUUCCAUUGGAAGAAAAGAUGAGGUGAUUUCCAGCUUGUCUCAUGCCAUAGGCAAGCAGAAGGAAAGGAUAGAGUUAAUGAAAACCUUCUUCCAUUGGCGAAUCGGCCAUGUCAAAUCAAGACAGGAUGUUUAUGAAGGUAAACUGGCUGACCAGUACUUCCAGAGAACUUUGCUGAAGAAAGUCUGGAAGAGCUGGCGUUCCGUGAUACAAAGGCAGUGGAAAGAGGUGGUAGAACGGGCAUGUCAGGCGAAGGCCGAAGAAGUCUGUGUCCAGAUUUCCAGGGAUUAUGAAGUCAAACUUGCUAUGUUAUCUAGCGCUUUGGAAAAUGCAAAAGCUGAGAUUCAAAGAAUGCAACAAGAAAAAGAACACUUUGAAGAUUCCAUGAAGAAAGCCUUCAUGAGGGGGGUAUGUGCAUUAAAUCUCGAAGCCAUGACCAUAUUUCAAAACAGAAAUGAUGCAGGGAUAGACCUCACGGAUACGAAAAGGGAAGGGAGUGGCCCUGGUGGUUCAGGAAGAGAAGCUUCUGCUCAUUUGGACCCGUCUUUGUCCACCAUGCCUUCCGUGGUUCCUGUGCAGUUGCUGCCGUCCCCAGCCGUAGGCGGAGUGGCCAGCUCCACUGCAGUUCCUGUUUCCAUGACUUCUGCUGGAGCUACAUCUGCCUCUUCUGUUCACAUUCCUGGCUCUGUCCUUGGUGCCGGAUCUGCAGCUACUGCUGCCCCUGAAGAAAUGUGUGUGCCAAGAGUUGUGACUUCAGCGCAGCAGAAAGCUGGAAAGACAAUCACAGCUCGCAUCACUGGGAGAUGUGAUUUUGCCUCAAAAGCUAGAGUCAAUAGCAGUUUGGCAAUAAUGGGAGUUUCUCCCCCCAUGAGCUCAGUUGUUGUGGAAAAACAUCAUCCAGUCACAGUGCAAACUAUUCCUCAAGCUGCUGCUGCAAAAUAUCCACGGACCAUUCAUCCAGAAGGCAGCACCUCGGCUGCCAGAUCUCUCGGAGCCAGGCCAGCCCAUACCCAGCCUCUCACAAGCGUUCAGCCCAUAAAAGUCGUUGACUAGAGUGAUGUUUUCACCAUGUCUUUUCAUUACUCUGGUAAGGACUUUACCAGAUGGUGGAAGCCUUUUGUUUCUAACUUUUCUUUAUUGUUAGAAUAUCAUGAAUACAUCAUGUUCAUCUUUUCAAAAUUAUAAGAGACUUUCCCAGGUUUCAUCAUCCUUUGUAACUGUAUGUAGAAAUUACUUUGAUGAUGUUUUUUAUUUAAACAAUUAAGUAGAACUUUUUAAUUUAAAAAAAAAAACAUUUUUAACAUGUUCAGCCUGUCACUGUUAUAUCAUUGAAGGGUAUAAAUCUUGUUUUCUCUGAAUUAUUUCUUUGCAUUUUUAAAGUAAACAAGUAAAGCCCAAGAGCAAUAAUGUUUCUGAUCACAAAGCUGUUUGAAGUUUCAGUAUACUAGUCUUCAUUUCUCUAUGACCCUACACUUAAAAAUGGAGGGAAAAAUUGAGCCAACAUCUGUAGAUAAUUUUAGUGCUAAAAAGGGAGAAGGUUUUUAGAGUCGAGUCACAGAUACAGAAAUGAAUUCCCUGCUAGAAUGACGUUGCUUCCAAUGUUCCUUCUCACCUUUUGGAAGCUACACCAUUGAGCCCACUUUGUUCUCUCUGCACAUCCACACACUUCCCAGGAAGGUGUGGCCUCGGGAGGCAGCAAGCCUCUUAGCCUGGGCAAAAAUUUUCCUGUAGGUGACCAGUAUGAAGAAACCAUCUGAGAAGAAUUGACAUAGCAGAAAGAGCCCUGCAUUCUCCAUGGUUUUAUUGCUGGCUGUGUUCUCUUGAGCCAAAUGCUUAAUUUAAAUUACUCUCCAGAUCGUCGUCUGUGCUGAGAAGAAUGUACCUCCCCUCCCUGUUUCACAGUAUGCUUACAGAAUAUGUGAAAAUGAGUAGGCGCUGGAGUAUCUGGCCUCCACUUCCAUGCCUUUAAUCUAGACAUAGCUAAACUCAAUAAUCUGAAGCCUCAGCCUCUUCCAAUUUGACCAUGAUCUGCUUCUGUGUUCUCACUUUAUUAUAGGAAGUCAUUUUUCCUUUUUUUCCCCUGUA
Messenger RNA from Nannospalax galili (Upper Galilee mountains blind mole rat), 2892 nucleotides. It is a transcript of the gene Poc5, whose product is annotated as POC5 centriolar protein. NCBI's taxonomy places the organism in Eukaryota, Metazoa, Chordata, Mammalia, Rodentia, Spalacidae. The record is from RefSeq and is a predicted model, not a curated record. Gene Ontology annotation, cellular component: centrosome. The coding region runs from base 169 to 1860 and encodes 563 amino acids. The transcript is spliced from 12 exons.